Messenger RNA from Manacus vitellinus (golden-collared manakin), 813 nucleotides. RefSeq names its product histone H1.10. The record is from RefSeq and is a predicted model, not a curated record. Gene Ontology annotation, molecular function: DNA binding; structural constituent of chromatin. Gene Ontology annotation, biological process: nucleosome assembly. NCBI's taxonomy places the organism in Eukaryota, Metazoa, Chordata, Aves, Passeriformes, Pipridae. Gene Ontology annotation, cellular component: nucleosome.
AUGGGGCGAAACUGUGUUACUUCCUCGGCUUUAAUAUCAAUUUACUGUGAGACCAACCGUCCAAACCACCUUGGUUUUGACCUGCUCUACGCUCCCGGUCGCUCGCCCGAUGUCGCCGCCGCCGCCCCGGCUCCGGCUAAGGCUCGUGGCCUCCAAGAAAAGCCGAAGAAAAAGUUUGGCAGCCGGAACAUCAACAAAGCCCGCAAGCCCGCGGGGCCCAGCUCACCGGAGCUCAUCACAAGGCCGUGUCCCGCCUCCAAGGGAGCGCAAUGGGGCUCAUCCCUCGACCUGCGCUCAAAGAAGGGCUAGGCUGCCGGCGGCUACGAUGUGGAGAAAAGUAACAGCCGUAUCAAGCUGGGAAUCAAGAGCCUCGUUAGCAAAGGCGUUCUGGUGCAGACCAAGGGCACUGGCGCCUCUGGCUCUUUUCGCCUUAGCAAGAAACCUGGAGAAGUGAAGGAAAAGGCUCCUAAAAAGAAAACAACCGCAGCUAAGCCUAAGAAGCCAGCGACUAAGAAGCCUGCCAGCGCCGCCAAGAAGCCCAAGAAGGCAGCGACAGCGAAGAAGAGCCCCAAGAAAGCCAAGAAGCCGGCGGCCAGCGUGGCUAAGAAAGCAGCCAAGAGCCCCAAAAAGGCGACAAAGGCUGCUAAGCCUAAAAAAGUGGCGGCAGUAGCGAAGAGUCCUGCUAAGGCAAAAGCGGUGAAGCCAAAGGCAGCAAAGCCGAAGGCAGCCAAGCCAAAAGCAGCGAAAGUAAAGAAGGCAGCACCCAAGAAAAAAUAAAUGGUUUGGAAAAAAUCCUGUCUGCCUUGCAGAUAA